Molecule: messenger RNA, 195 nt
Organism: Babesia bigemina
Lineage: Eukaryota; Apicomplexa; Aconoidasida; Piroplasmida; Babesiidae
Exons: 1
Coding region: 1-195 (64 amino acids)
Source: RefSeq, a predicted model, not a curated record
AUGCAUAACAUUAUUCACAUCCAACAGGUAGUGAUCCAAGAAACACAUAAAAUAGUGAUGAGGGAUAUGAAGCCGAAAGAAGACUACGAUUCCGUAGAAGACCCUCAAGCCCAAACUGGAUGGAUGCCCGCAUGGAUGGCACCAGUGACGACCGGCAAUGGACCGACGUGGAACCCGCAACCAGUAUCAGCGUGA